Symbiodinium necroappetens is the source of this 834-nucleotide messenger RNA. NCBI's taxonomy places the organism in Eukaryota, Dinophyceae, Suessiales, Symbiodiniaceae. The record is from the annotation of a GenBank genome assembly.
AUGGCAGAGCCGGCGGCAAAGAAGGCCAAGGUUGAGAAGAAGACCUUCGAGGAGCAGCGCAAGGCAGUCGCGGAGGAAAAGGGCCGAGAGGAGCUGCUGGAUGGUCUCUUUGAAGCCUGGGACUACGAUGGCUCUGGCACCUUGACGCUGGAGGAGAUACUGCCUUUCUACAUGAAGAGCUCCCAGAAGCAUGAUGUUCUGGAGCCGCAGGUCCGAUCAGGCUUUGAGAAAUUCUGUUCAUCGCAAGGCAUCGAUCCUGCGAAAGGCUUAGACAAAGCGGUCUUCAAGAAAUGGCUGAGCAAGCUGUCCGAGGAGCAGCUCGCAGCGCAUUAUGUGCGACAUGUGCAGGGGUGGACAGAUGAUCCCUACAAGAUGAACAUGAACCUGGCGGUGAUCAAGGAUUUCAGAGGCAAAAGCAUCAAGGAGAUCCUUGAUUCUCCGGUGCAUGCCAUUCGAGGCCUCUCCGGUGAGAAUGGCGAGGCUACCCUGGAGAAGUUGGGCAUCAAAACAGUCCGCGAGCUGGCAGGAUGGCGAGUCUUCUUGCUGGCCCGGGCCAUCGUGACAAUGGCGCCAACAGAAAAUACCGACGAGGACGACAAAGACGCGAGCGGCCCUUCUGCCAAGAUGAAUAUCCGCAAUAUGCUGGAUGCGGAGUACGAGACGGCACCGCUGAAACAGGUGCUUGAUUUGCCGGUGUCGGCACUGAGCAUCCUGCCACCAGAAGGUGUGGAAGUGCUGGCGAGCAUCAAUAUCCGCACAAUCAAGCACUUAGGUACUCGGAAGUACUUUCACUGGGCAAAUGCGAUUCUCGAGCUUGAGCAGUACGAAGCCUGA